CACCGCUGCCGCAUUCCCGCGGUCGCCAUUACUGAAAAUUUCGCGCGCAAAUACUCGUCACAGAUAACAAAUGCAAUAAAUGUAUGAUGCGUGUCUAAAAAGUAUUUAAGUGCUAUUUAUUAAAUAACUGGCUCAACAGCUCUAGGUUCUAGCCUGUUCUCAUGUGAAUAUAAUGUGUAAGGAUAAUUUUAAUUAAAAUAUGGGUUGAGAGCAGUAAUGUUAAAGCAACUAAGUACUAUGAGUAACGCAAAACUUUUGUUCAAGAAUAGAAAUGAAUGCUAGUGAUGAUGUCAAAUAUAACUAACCGAGUGUGGUUUUUGUAACUGUAAUGCCUAGAACUGAGCAUUGAACUUUGGAUGGAGUAGUUUUUAUUAAAGGGUACGUCAAUCUACCGGCGAGCAACAAAAAAACUAUGCCCACUCAACAUGGAUCGAAUAUUGGAAAUCAAAAACAGAAUGCCUGCCAAGAAUGUAAUCUUAAAAUGGUUGCGGGCAAAGCAAGGCAAACGCAAAGAAUCGCCAUGGCGCUAGCAAGCGAAUAACCACUAGGGAAAUAUGAAUGCGACCAGAUCAGAAAUACUGGUGGCAAGAAGCCAAUCUGAUAUUUCGCUAAAACAACCAGAUUUUUUUCUCGAAUCUGCAGGAUUUCCUUUUAACACUGUACUGGAGUAUAAUAUUAGUUUUGAAAAUGGCACAUACAAUUACACAGUUGAUUUAGAGGAGCCGUGGAAUGAAUAUAUCAAACUUCUCCAAGACCGUGCAGUUCUGGUUGCCUUUUUGCUUUUAUUUUCCUUGACCACUGUGUUUGGAAAUAUGCUGGUCAUUCUCGCAGUUGUAAGAGAGCGCUAUCUACACACAUCCACAAACUACUUCGUUACAUCACUUGCAGUGGCAGAUUGUCUCGUCGGCUUAGUGGUGAUGCCGUUUUCUGCACUCUACGAAGUUUUGGAGCAUACUUGGUUUUUCGGUGUUGAUUGGUGCGACGUCUGGAGAUCACUGGACGUCUUAUUUAGUACGGCGUCAAUUCUCAACUUGUGUGUGAUAUCUUUGGACCGGUACUGGGCUAUAACAGAUCCCAUUACAUAUCCGAUGCGCAUGAGUGGACGGAAAGCUGCAUUUCUCAUAGCAGCCGUGUGGGUGUGUUCGGGUGCUAUAUCAUUUCCAGCUAUCGCGUGGUGGCGUGCAGUGCGAAUAGAAGAGGUCCCAGAUUAUAAGUGUCCGUUUACGGAAAACUUGGAGUACAUCAUAUUUUCCUCCACGAUAUCAUUUUAUUUACCUUUAUUUGUGAUGGUGUUCACGUAUUAUCGUAUAUAUCGUGCUGCAACAAUACAGACGAGAUCUUUAAAAAUCGGGACUAAACAAGUGAUGAGACCGAGUGGUGAGUUAGAGUUGACGUUACGUAUUCACAGAGGUGGAACAGUGCGUAAGAGAAACGAAGUGUGUCAUGGUGCUUGUACUCCUGAGGAAGCCGAUCAGGAACCUUUGACCGCGUUACAAAACAAUGGACUUUCUCGUUCGUCAACGCGUCUAACAAACGUGGCGCACAACAAACAUUUGCCAAAAAACUUUUCCCUAUCGCGAAAAUUCGCAAAAUUUGCCAAAGAGAAAAAGGCAGCAAAAACUCUAGGCAUCGUGAUGGGUGUGUUCAUAGUGUGCUGGUUGCCAUUUUUUGUAGUGAACCUCCUAUCGGGUAUUUGUUCGUCGUGCAUCACUCACGAAGAAAUCGUCAACGUAGUGGUGACGUGGUUGGGAUGGGUCAACUCCUCGAUGAACCCAGUCAUUUACGCCUGCUGGAGCAGAGAUUUCAGAAGGGCUUUUCUUAGAAUUAUAUGUGUGUGCUGCCCGAGAAAGCUGCGGCGAAAAUACCAGCCGCAACUCCGCUUCAAGCAAUCACAGUAUCCAGUGACAACAAUGACGUAUUCAUCGGUUUCGCAGCACGAGAUGUGUCGGCUGUGACAUCAGGCGCGUGCGGGGACGUGCCGCCCGCUCCGCACGCGCUGCUCCUGAUGUAGGGGCCGCCGCUCCCUGCGCUCCGCCAGGAGAGAUGGCGACACACCUUCCAAUGACUACCCAAUGAGGACAAUAGAAGAACCGCACACAUACGACGACCGUAUCCAAUGCCUGGAACGUCACAUCUAUACCGAGACCUCCUUUUGCCCAGAUUCGGAGUCAGUCAGCGAAAUUAGCAUAGAAAGCGAAUCCAGAAAACCCUCUAUCAAACAUAAUCUUAGCAAAAAAAAGAAAGUCACUUAUCAAACUAAA
Molecule: messenger RNA, 2261 nt
Organism: Maniola jurtina (meadow brown)
Lineage: Eukaryota; Metazoa; Arthropoda; Insecta; Lepidoptera; Nymphalidae
Gene: Dopr2
Product: dopamine receptor 2-like
Exons: 4
Coding region: 555-1955 (466 amino acids)
Biological process (GO): adenylate cyclase-activating adrenergic receptor signaling pathway
Cellular component (GO): membrane
Molecular function (GO): G protein-coupled receptor activity
Source: RefSeq, a predicted model, not a curated record